GUGGUGCGGUGCCAGGAAAAGGGAUCACAGUCUCCCCCUCACAGCCAGAAAAGAGCAAGGAGGCCAUGUCUACUGGCCAAGUGGAGACCAGGUCUACCCACAACCAUCUGACCACAGGUUGCUCCAUGGUAGCAAGAGGAGUAAGCUAUGCUACUGCCUACAAACUAAAAGUUGUGGAUGUAGUGGAAUGCAGCAACAACUGUGCAGCAGGCCAAGAAUUUGGAGUGAAUGAGGCAAAUGUGCAUUGCUGGAGAAAACAGAAGGCCUACCAUCAAUCUCAAAGUCUGCUUUGGCAGGGCUCAGCACCCAGAACCAGAAAGCUCCAGUAUGUUCUGGAUAGGCGAUUCCAAGGGUGUGCUGUCAGCACUGGGGAAAUCUGCUUGGGGAAAAAAUCUGCUUUCUCUAAGGUUGGAACCUCUCAGCACCUUCAAGGCCUCUGCAAAGUGGUGCCACCACUUUAUGAGGCAGCAUAAGCUGUCCAACUGGGGGCGCACAUCAGUUGCUCUAAGUCUGCCACAGGAGCUUGAGCACCAGCUGUGCCAGGAUCAACAGUUUGUAUUGCAGCUCCAUAAACGACAUGGGUAUUCUACCAAACUGCAAAUGCUGACCAGACACCACCGAGCUUCAAUCUUUCUCACAGGCAAACGAUUUUGAGGAAAGGGGAAAAAACUGUCAUGCAGAGAAUGACUGGGAACAAGAAGAACCGGUUCACGGUGAUGCUGGGGUCUCUUGCCAAUGGUGAGAAGUUGCCUCCAUACAUUGUGUUUAAAAGGAAGAUGCUGCCAAAGCAUGUGAGGUGGCCCCAUGGGGUGAUAGUACGUUCACACGAUAGUAUGCAUGGGAGUGGAUGAAUCAACGUUUGACCGAGGAGUGGCUUAGAUCUAUCUAAUUGGAAACUACCACCACCCAGGAGAUGCCAAAUGCUGGUACUGGAUGCAUUCAGGUGCCACAGAACACCAUCCAUAAAAUCAGUCCUCUCCGAAAAGCAGAGACUGACCUUAUAAUCAUCGCAGCAGGGAUGACGAGCCAGUUGCAGGUCAUGGAUGUGAGCUGCAAUCGGCUGUUCAAGCAGCUAUUGCGGAAGAAAUGGGUGGAGUGGGUGUACGCUGGGCUAAGAACACUUACCCCAUCAGGCUGUCGGAAGAAGCUAGUCCUUUUUGUUAUCAUCCAUCAAGAUGUUAUCAUCGCAUCAAGAGAGGCGUGGGAGGCAAUAGAUGCUGCCAUUAUAUGGCAGGGGUUCAAGAAAUGCUGCCUAAUGAAUGGGAUGGGAGACUCUGAAGAUGAUGAUGAUGAUGAUGAUGAUGAUGAUGAUGAUGAUGAUGAUGAUGAUGAUGAUUUUUACAUUUAUAUCCCGCUCUUCCUCCAAGGAGCCCAGAGCGGUGUACUACAUAGCCUUCGGGUGAGAUUUGAAUCCACUGAUUCAGAGACAGAAUUUGAAGGUUUUGCUGAAGACAACAGAGAUGGGGUUCCCUGUCAGUUAUCCAACAAUGAAACCCCACCUCGCUAUGAGCCCAGAGGCUGCCCCCCAGUCCUCUGAGGACAAGCAGGUUCGUGAAUGAAGAUGUUGGUGUUCAUAACUGAAAUU
This is a messenger RNA of Hemicordylus capensis (graceful crag lizard), 1585 nucleotides long. RefSeq lists its product as uncharacterized. The transcript has 2 exons. The record is from RefSeq and is a predicted model, not a curated record. The coding region runs from base 914 to 1537 and encodes 207 amino acids. Gene Ontology annotation, molecular function: nucleic acid binding. Lineage: Eukaryota; Metazoa; Chordata; Lepidosauria; Squamata; Cordylidae.